Juglans microcarpa x Juglans regia is the source of this 272-nucleotide messenger RNA. RefSeq lists its product as uncharacterized. The transcript is spliced from 2 exons. The record is from RefSeq and is a predicted model, not a curated record. Bases 15 to 272 code for a protein of 85 amino acids. NCBI's taxonomy places the organism in Eukaryota, Viridiplantae, Streptophyta, Magnoliopsida, Fagales, Juglandaceae.
AGAUUGCAAUUAGUAUGGAAAUAAAACCUAUAUUUAGAGCAAAACGAAUAAUUCAUAGAAAAAAACAGUUUGAUGAAAAUGUCAAUGAAGAGACAACACAAUCUACUGAAGAAUCUUUUAGAAUUAAUUAUUUCUUAUUUGUAGUAGAUCAAGCAAUUUCUUCAAUUCAAAUCAGGUUUGAACAAUUUGAAAUAUAUGGUUGCUUCUGCAGAAAGAAGUUUUUCAAAAUUAAAAUUGAUAAAAUCUUAUCUAAGAUCAACAAUGUCGCAUAA